This is a messenger RNA of Cokeromyces recurvatus, 2360 nucleotides long. RefSeq names its product fungal-specific transcription factor domain-containing protein. The transcript has 4 exons. Lineage: Eukaryota; Fungi; Mucoromycota; Mucoromycetes; Mucorales; Mucoraceae. Gene Ontology annotation, molecular function: DNA binding; DNA-binding transcription factor activity, RNA polymerase II-specific; zinc ion binding. The record is from RefSeq and is a predicted model, not a curated record. The coding region runs from base 17 to 2320 and encodes 767 amino acids. Gene Ontology annotation, biological process: DNA-templated transcription; regulation of DNA-templated transcription.
UAACAAUAUAAAUAACAUGAUACCUAUAGCUCCUGCGACAUCAGCUUUUACUGCUGAGAAACAUAUAGAGAUUGAACGAAAGAAACGUACAAGAGCAAAACGUAGCUGUGAUGCUUGUCGAAUAAAAAAGAUUCGUUGUGACGCUGAUGAUAAACAACCUUGUACAAAAUGUAAAUUAACAAAUACUAAUUGUCAAUUUCUAAUUGAACAAAAAAAGAGAGGACCUGCUUCAGGACGAUAUGUUGAACAGUUGGAAAAUCGUUUAAUACGAAUGGAAAAAUUACUUCAAAAUAUUACUAAAGAAAAUAAACAAGAUCAUUCUACAACUUCUGAAAAUGAAGAUGAAACGAUGUCACCUUCUAAUUCAUGUACAUUAGCAAAAUUAAAAUCAACCGAUCAAGAACAAGAAUUAAUGCAAGAACAAUUGGAGGGAUUAACAGUAUCUGACUAUCAACGUACUCGAUAUCUUGGUGCUAGUUCAGGUCUUCAUUUUUUAAAUGAAGAUAUUUUUACAACAAAUAAAAAGAAACGAUUAUUAGAAGAACCUUCUUGGUUUAUCCAAAAAUUAAAUGAAGAAGAAGAAGAGCAUGUUAUUAUAAAAUCGAAAGAAGUAUCAAUAGAAGAUAUACAAAAUAACAAGACUUUCAAUCGAAUUGAGGCAUUUAGAGACAUUCCACAUAUAACGCAAGAUUUUGUAGAUUAUUUAGUCCAUUUGUAUUUUACUCGAGUGCAUAAUUAUUGUCCCAUCAUCAACAAAAUUCAAUUUUUAGAACAAUAUUAUUAUCAUAGUCCUUCGCCACCAGAUAAAUAUUUGUUAUAUACUAUCGCAUCUAUCGGUAUCUCUAUCUUUAAAACCGAUUCAAAUGAAGCUAAAGUAUUCCAUUUUACGUCUGAGCAAGUAGAUGAAAUGAAGGAAACCAUUAAAAUAAAGUCACAAAGAUUGUUGGGAAUUGUAUGCAAACGUACUACGAUAAGUACAGUUCAAGCUUUGAUGAUUAUGAGCAUGUUUAUUGGUUAUGACAAAAAUGUAGAUGAAGAAACAAGUCAUUGGUUCAUUUCAGGCACGGCCAUUCGAUUAGCACAAGAUUUAGGUCUUCAUCGUGAUUGUUCCAAAUGGAAAAUACCUCAAUAUGAAAUUGAAUUACGUAGACGAAUAUGGUAUGGAUGCUACUUAAUGGAUCGUUUAGUAGCAGCAGAGUUAGGUCGACCUAUUUCAAUAAUAGAUGACGAAUUCGAUGUAGAGCUUCCAUCACCUUAUGAAUUAAACUACACUUCAAAUCUUAAUAAAGAUACUGACUUUAUACCCAUUUUAGUUCUGGAAGCAGAAGAAGCUUUACGACAAAACAUACCCGUUUAUUCUGCCUUUGUUCAUCUGCUUACAAUAACUCAUAUCUUGGGAGAAACGUUAGUUGGUUUACAUUCAACAAGGGUUAAAAAACAAGAUCAAGAUAAAAAAUUGGAAUUAGUGAAUACUUUAGAACAUAAAUUAGCUAAUUGGAAAUCAACCUUACCACCCGAAUUACAAAUAAUAGACUUGAAUAAUAAUGAUUCAACAGCUCAUUACAUUACAACACCAGCACUUGUAAUUAAUAUUGUAUAUGGAUGUGUUUCCAUACUUUUAUAUAGACCCUUUAUUAGGAAACAAAUAGAAAGCUCUAACAUAGCUUUUAAGGCACUCAGCAUCUGUACAGAUACAGCAAUUCAAUUAAUAAAUAUUGUAGAGAUAAUGGAUCGUAAUUAUCUUGUUGCACUUCCAUGGAGUAUGUCAGUUUAUUCUAUCUUUCAAGCAGCAAUUAUACUAUUACAUAAUGCAAAAGGAGAGAAUGAAUUUCUAAGGAAACAAGGAAGACAUUAUUUGAUAAAAUGUUCCAAAAUGUGUAAGAAUGACAGUCAUUUUCAAAAUACACGAAUGAUUGAAGUGUUAAUGUCAAUUGUAAAGAAUUUUGAUGUCUCUAUGGAAGAUACAUCACCAAGUCAAAAAAAUGAUGAUGAAAUAAUGCAAUCCGGAAACAAGCAACAAUCCCAACCAUUUAGCAGCAGUAAUGAUCAAUAUUACACUAUAAUAAAUAAUGAUCCUAAUUUAUCAUUAACUGGUCCUGCCAUGAAUCCGUAUAUAAUUCAUCCAUCCUUUGAUUCAAGCUCUAAAAAUAUAUUUCUACCAUCGAAUCCUAACGGAGCCAUUAUACCUACAACAACAUACGAUUUAGCUAGUUUGAGUUCACAAGUGCCUUUAUGGGAUAUUCCUAAUGGAGUUAUGUGGAGCGAAUGGGAGAUUUUCUUGAGAGACAACAUAAUACCUUCGACAAAUACUACUAUUUAAAUGUUUCACUAUUCAUAUCUCGUGAUUUAAAAUUGCGUAG